UUGGUGCCGCAGUUUUGGUAUUCGGUCUUUGUGGGGUACGUGAAAAACUAUAAAUGCGACACGAUCCUCAAUUUGUUACACACAUCCUUCUCGCUCCCGCAACAAUCUUAUAAACUAUGACCCAACCAAUCACUUCAUUCACUCAUGAUGCCGCAGAAAUCACUCUCCAGUGGGCUGAUACUUCCUCCGCCUACCACUUGAUUUGGUUGAGAGACCACUGCCACUGCGAGCAAUGCUACCACUCAGUCACCAAGCAGCGUUUAUUAAACAUCAUAGACAUCCCAGAGGACUUAUCUAUCACCAGUGCUUCCUUAGAUAACGCCAAAUCUCUCUCAAUUACCUGGAACGAUGGCCAUAUUUCGGUUUUCCUCGCUGAUUUUCUUUGGUUGCACUCGUACAACCCGAUCCUUGAGACUAGCAAGAUCCCUUCUGCCACGGAACAUGCCACGCUCAAACUCUGGGACGUGAAAGAAAUAUAUGCAGCGCCACCACUGGUUAACUUUAAGGAUGUUAUGGACUCUGAAGCGGGCGUGGAUGACUGGGUAAUCAAAAUCUGGCAGUAUGGCUUCUGUUUUGUGGAAAACACGCCUAUCGACCCUAUAGCCACCGAAAAGCUCAUUUGCAGACUCAACUACAUCCGCCCUACUCACUACGGUGGCUUCUGGGACUUUACCUCCAACUUAGCGGUAAAUGACACUGCCUAUACCACCAUUGCAAUCCCGUCACACACUGAUGGAACUUACUGGACCGAGGCGCCAGGCUUGCAGCUCUUCCAUUUGUUGAAACACGAGGGCCAUGGAGGUGGUACCUCGCUUGUGGAUGCCUUCCAGUGUGCCAAACAGUUCAAGCUUCAGGAACCGUACUUGUACGAGAUGUUGUCUACUGUUCCCCUCACUUGCCACCUGGCGGGCGAGGCGGAUGUCUGUAUCCAGCCAUCCUACGACCAUCCGGUGUUCAUUCAUGACUAUCUGGGUGAGUUGAUCCAAGUUAGAUGGAACCAGUCUGAUAGAUCGACCCUUUCCUCUGCCGCCACCUUUUCCAAGUUGGACCCAAAGGACGUUCCAGUGUUUUACGAGGCCUUGCGCAAGUGGACGGCGUUAAUCAGCAGUCCAGAGAACGAGUGGUUCCUUCAGUUGCAGCCAGGUCAAUGUUUGAUGUUUGAUAACUGGCGCGUUUUGCAUUCCAGAACGGAGUUUACCGGGGAGAGAAGAAUGUGCGGUGCGUACAUCGGCAGAGACGAGUUUCUCAACCGUUUGAAGGCGGUAUAUGUCCGGGAGGAUUUGACCGCAACAUUGUAAGAAAUAGUGAGAGUAAUUUGAG
Messenger RNA from Babjeviella inositovora NRRL Y-12698, 1320 nucleotides. RefSeq lists its product as uncharacterized. The transcript has a single exon. Gene Ontology annotation, biological process: carnitine biosynthetic process. The record is from RefSeq and is a predicted model, not a curated record. NCBI's taxonomy places the organism in Eukaryota, Fungi, Ascomycota, Pichiomycetes, Serinales. Gene Ontology annotation, molecular function: trimethyllysine dioxygenase activity; iron ion binding. Gene Ontology annotation, cellular component: mitochondrion. Bases 117 to 1298 code for a protein of 393 amino acids.